GGUGAAACAAGAACUACAAAAUCAGCCGCAGCAGUAAUAACGGCGCAGGAGGAGCAGGACGUCGAGGCGAAUACUGCUGAAAGGACUACUUCUGCGGCACCACCCGCUGCAGAAGUUAGGUGUCCGCUGGACGAACUUCGGGAGGACUUGGAGGGAUACUACAUGAUGUUAAGGGGCUUACCCUUACCCGGGCACCGCGAAGAGAAUGAGGCGUUCUCUCGAUUGGAGCGGGAGCUCAAGAGAAAGCUGACGGAGACGUCGUGUUUCUCCGUUGAGCAUUUGCAAGCGGACGCCUCUGCGGCAAAAAGAGUGCGAAUCGAAGCCACAGUGGCGCUACGGGAAAGGCUAAUCUCAGAUGGGGUUCCGGUCCCAAGUCUGAACGAGCAAGAUGCAAUCAAGGAAUUCUUGCUUUAUGAGGCAUUAUCAAUGUUGAUUUUUGUUGAAAUGAAAAAUGUUGGAAUUAUCAAAAUCAGUAAAUAAUGUUUCUAUUACUAACAUGUGUGAGCGUGACGGAUAUAACGAAAUGUGAUGUUUUCUAACUAAAUAGUAAACCGUAGCAAAAAACUUUUUUUAGAUUUUAUUUAGAUGAAUCUUUUAUAUCGUGGUAGUGACAGGUUGAUUAUGCAGCUUAGUUUGUCACGUGAUUCGUCAAUGAGUGAGUGAAUGAAUAUGCUUUUGACAACUCACCUUACUUGAUUGAUCUUCCUCUAAGAAUUGGGCAAGGACCCCAAAGAAGAGGGCGAGCCGCACGUGCUUCAAAUGCAGUAUGUAGACGGUGGUCGUAGAUUUAGAGUGCCAGUGCGUGGGCGGCUCGUUCGUAGAUUCAGUUUCGAAGACCAGGAAUACUUUCGUCCAGAAGGUCACGGGCAAAAUUAAGACUUCAUUCCUACAACUUAUUUCUCGCAGUUCAUUGAGGUAAUAGUUUAUUACCUCUAGGUUCUUCAUCAACAGGUUAUUUCUCGCAGUUUCCUCCGCGGCGCUGCGAGAAAAUGGAGGCAAGAAAUGAAAUAUUCACAGCUCUAACCAAAUCAAGUACAGCAAGGAGAGCAAGGACCUGGAGAAGGACAACCAAAUGGAGAGCAAAUACAACUCCUAGGUGAAGAAGAAGAAGAGGAUGUAGCAGAAGGAAUUUCGUUGGAAUAUAAUGACGAAAGUCUACUUGAAAGUGAUGGGGAAGAUGGUCUCAGCUAUUUCUCCAAUCUUGGCUUUGAAGAUAUUGAAGAAUUAGAGGACGAGGAUAACAACUCCCAAUAAGUUCGAGUGACCCAAGUUCAACUGUUAGAAGGCGGAGACCAAAUGGCAAAUUCAGCUAGUACAAACUCUGCGGUAGAAGCCACAGCUCUCACUUAUACUGCAAACGUGAACAGCUCAUCACCUGCAUCUGCCGCUCUGUCAUCGUCGUCGACUUCAUCGAAUGCGAACGCUUCAAAUGUUUCACGGUCAAUUUGAUCGUCCCCUGCUCCAAACGUUUUACGGUCACUUAGACAAGAGGACACAGAGAUGGUGCACAAUACGACUAGUACCACUUUUGUACAUCCUUCCCAAGAACGAUCCCAAAGCCAGAACCAUCAACACGCAGCAGCAGAAGAUGCGGAAAUGAGAGACGCAGAAGACGCGCAAGAUGGUGCUGCUUAGAGGCAAAAACCUAAGCGUAAAAAUUUCAAUUUGUAGAAAGUCUUUUUUUAGGUGUCUCUGCAACUUCUCAUUCCAAUUUUCAAGGAAGAGUUGUAUGUGAUAUAUCCAAAUGACCCUUAGAUCGUAUGUUGUUUAAAAAUUGAAUACAACUUACAUCGAAUAAUCGUAUGGAGGAUAUACUUAAAAACUCAUAAAUCUCUUUAAUAUUGAAGAUGAUGUUGACUUCGCGUUUUGCGCCUGCGGAGCUCGCGGGAAUGUAAGAUCUUAAAGUGAUGUUAAAUACUUAUAGAUGUCAACGUAUGUUGUAGUUUAUGAAAAUUUUUUUUCCUUAU
Molecule: messenger RNA, 1967 nt
Organism: Amoebophrya sp. A25
Lineage: Eukaryota; Dinophyceae; Syndiniales; Amoebophryaceae
Source: the annotation of a GenBank genome assembly